GAAAUGUCAGUUUGCUGCUGUACUUUUCGCGCUUGUACCUUCGUGCUUAUGCUGAACAACAACGAGUAGCAUCACCUGUGUUUCGAACUAGGAUCGUCGCAACAGUCGCCAAAAGCUUGCGCGUUGACGAGGGCGGCUAGGCCUCAAAGUAUACUUGGCAGUAUGGCGCGCUUGCGCGCGAGCUUGCUGAUGGCAGCGCUGCUCGGAAGCGCUGUAGCCCUCGUAGCAUCGGAGCGAGUCUUGCUGGGCAGCGACCAUAAAUUCAAGCCCGGAAGUGACAUCAUGCUGUAUGCAAACAAAGUCGGACCCUUUCAAAACCCGACGGAAACGUACCAGUAUUACAACUUGCCGUUCUGCCAGCCCACUGACGGCAAGGAGUAUAAGACGGAAUUCCUAGGCGAGGUGCUUGAGGGCGACCGGUUGGUGACAACUCCCUACAAGCUGCAGUUCCGCACCGAUGUUGAGAACGCGGUGCUCUGCAAACGCACGCUCACUGCUGGUGACUUAAAGAAGUUCAGGGAUGCCGUGAAGCAGGACUACUACUUCCAGAUGUUUUACGACGACCUGCCUGUGUGGGGCUUCAUCGGCAAGGUGGAGAAGAUUGUGCAGCAGGGUACGCACAAGUACUUCCUCUUUACCCACUUCCACUUCGACCUGUCCUACAACGACGACCGUAUCAUCGAGAUCAACGUGUCCAGCGACCCCAUGCGCACAGUGGACAUCACGACCGCAGACACGCUGGACGUGCAGUUCUCCUAUUCGGUCAAAUGGAAGCAGUCGUCAGUCACCUUUGACCACCGCAUGGACCGCUACGCCCGCUACUCGUUCCUGCCUCAGCAUCUUGAGAUCCACUGGUUCUCCAUCAUCAACUCGUGCGUGACGGUGCUGCUGCUGACCGGCUUUCUUGCCACCAUCCUGCUCCGCGUGCUGAAGAACGAUUUCAUGAAGUACACGCGCGACGACGAGAUGGCCGAGGAGCAGGAGGAGACCGGCUGGAAGUACCUGCACGCUGAUGUGUUCCGCUUCCCGCCCCAGUCAAACCUGUUUUCGGCUAUGCUGGGCGUGGGCGCGCAGAUCCUGGCUAUGGCCAUGUGCAUCUUCGCGCUGGCGCUGGUGGGAGUGUUCUACCCCUACAACCGCGGCGGCCUGCUGUCGGCCUGUGUGGUGCUGUACGCGCUGACGGCCGGCAUCUCGGGCUACGUUGGUGGCCUGCACUACAAAAUGUUCGGCGGCACGAACUGGGUGUCGAACGUGCUCCUGUGCACGGUAAUGUACUGCGGCCCCGUGCUAGUGGUGUUCUCCUUCCUGAACACCGUGGCCAUCUUCUAUCGCUCAACGGCCGCGCUGCCUUUCGGCACCAUUGUCAUCAUCAUCCUCCUGUGGGCGUUGAUCACCUUCCCGCUUACCGUGCUGGGUGGCAUCGCCGCAAAGAACUCCAAGGUGGAGUUCAACGCGCCAUGCCGGACGACCAAGUUCCCCCGCGACGUGCCGCCGCUGCCCUGGUACCGCACCACGGUGCCGCAGAUGCUCAUGGCCGGCUUCCUGCCCUUCUCCGCCAUUUACAUUGAGCUGUACUACAUCUUUGCCAGCAUCUGGGGCCACAAGGUGUACACCAUCUACUCGAUUCUGUUUAUCGUGUUUAUCAUCCUCAUCAUCGUGACCGCCUUCAUCACCGUGGCGCUCACCUACUUCCAGCUGGCGGUGGAGGACCACCGGUGGUGGUGGCGCUCCUUCCUGUGCGGUGGCUCGACUGGCCUGUUCGUGUAUGGAUACUGCUUCUACUACUACUAUGCCCGCUCCGACAUGAGCGGCUUCAUGCAGACGUCGUUCUUCUUCGGCUACAACGCGGUGGUGUGCUACGCCUUCUUCCUCAUGCUGGGCGCGGUCGGCUUCCGCGCCUCGCUGCUGUUCGUGCGUCACAUCUACCGCGCCAUCAAGUGCGAGUAACGGAUGGGCGAUGGCGUUGGUUGGAUGGCUGCGGAGGCUAGCUGAGCAUAUUCGCAAUCGUGGGCACUGGUCGGACGCAGGGUUACGGGUGCCGGGUUAUAGAAAGUACUGCACCCUUGCACCCUGUGGGGCUACCGGUAAUCGGGGCAGUGCGACUGCAAUGCGGCUGCUGUCAUAGAUGAGAGCAUUCUUUAUAGCGAUGCCAGGAUUUGAGCUGGAGGGCAGCUCGCGAGCAUGUGAGGGAACACAAACAUUGUUGGCCUGAGAUACGGCAGGCCAAGAAUGGGCUGGUGAUGGGCCUUGAAUGAACUAAGCAGGCAGAGUUUCGUGACAUACUUGUUUAUAGGAUUGCGGAAUGCGAACCGGCUGUAAAGCUGGAGUACGGUAUCAGGGGUCGGAGUUGACUGGGACAAGGGUGUCUCGUACAGUCUCGUACUGUGCAUUAAGCCUUGUGUGGUCGCGUGGCAGUUUCACCAGGUUUAACGAAAGAUCUCGGUCUGGGUGUGCUGCUUCUCGGUCGGCGGGGCAAGGGGAGGCACGUGGGGAACUAGGUCGCAAAGGGUCGCACGACAGGUGCGGAUGUGGGGUGGGGUCUCGGCCACGGGUCUCGCGCCGGCUCACACUCUUGCACAGGCAGUGUUCUAGGGCCCGAUGUGGAGACAUGGCGGCCAUGGAAAAGAACAUCAGA
Chlamydomonas reinhardtii is the source of this 2635-nucleotide messenger RNA. RefSeq lists its product as uncharacterized. Gene Ontology annotation, biological process: protein localization to membrane. The record is from RefSeq and is a predicted model, not a curated record. Gene Ontology annotation, cellular component: membrane. Lineage: Eukaryota; Viridiplantae; Chlorophyta; Chlorophyceae; Chlamydomonadales; Chlamydomonadaceae. Bases 283 to 1947 code for a protein of 554 amino acids. The transcript has 7 exons.